CAAAGUUGACCUUACAAUGUAGUAGUAUUUAAUUAUUUUCAAACAAUUAAAAAAUAAAAUGCAAGGAGAGGGGGAUUAUAUAUAUCGUUAUUAUCAAGAAACACAAACUUCAUCAGAAAUAGUCUAUAUAUAUAAUCUUAACACCGAAAGAUUUAACAUAGAUCGAGAAAAAUCUUCAAACAACAAAACAAAAGUUAAAAAGACAUGAAGCAACAACGUUACUUGGUCGUCUUCUUCUUUGUCCUUUUCAGCUUUCUCCUGUUUGUGAAUCUGAGUGAAGGAAGAUCAGGAGGAGGAGUUGCAGAGGAAUAUUGGAAGAAGAUGAUGAAGAAUGAGCCAUUGCCUGAACCAAUCAAAGAGCUUCUCGACAAUCCAUUUAGGACAGCAAGAGAAAGGUUCGUCAAAAACUUCAACACCAAAUCUAUCGUCAUCAUCUACCACAAUCCAAAUGUAUAAGUAAUCGAAACAUAUGGCUCUUUAUUUAUGUAUGUAUCAGUUUAAUACAUGCACGUAUCUGUGUGUACUAAUUAAGUGAAGAACAGCUGCUUGAGUUGUUUAUACGCUAAGUAUAUUUUCCGUAGUGAAGAAAUAUUAACUUUAGCGAUUGAUUUAACCAUUAAUGUGAGUCUUUGUGUGGUAAUGGCUUCACGUUUUUUGUUAAAAUAUAUAAAUUAAUAAUCUACGUGCUUUGCUUUUUGUGUCUUUUUCUUUAUACCCACUUUAUGAAAAAAUUUCUAGUUACGUACAAAUGUACAAUUAAAAGGAUG
Thlaspi arvense is the source of this 767-nucleotide messenger RNA. NCBI's taxonomy places the organism in Eukaryota, Viridiplantae, Streptophyta, Magnoliopsida, Brassicales, Brassicaceae. The record is from the annotation of a GenBank genome assembly.